This is a messenger RNA of Humulus lupulus (European hop), 3279 nucleotides long. RefSeq lists its product as uncharacterized. Gene Ontology annotation, molecular function: ATP binding; protein serine/threonine kinase activity. The coding region runs from base 63 to 2954 and encodes 963 amino acids. NCBI's taxonomy places the organism in Eukaryota, Viridiplantae, Streptophyta, Magnoliopsida, Rosales, Cannabaceae. The record is from RefSeq and is a predicted model, not a curated record. Gene Ontology annotation, biological process: mitotic DNA damage checkpoint signaling; protein phosphorylation. The transcript is spliced from 15 exons. Gene Ontology annotation, cellular component: nucleus.
CCAUUUCUCACCAACUUUCUCUAUCUUUCUCGUUGCAGCUGGAUUGAUUAUUCAGAUCUUCAAUGGAAACUCGCUCUCCCGACUCGGAACUCAGCACUGUCGCCAGCUCCGACUACUUCAAGGCUCGGCACUUUCUCGUAUUGCUCUUACGACUCGGCCGCCCGGCUCGCCCUCCCGUACUCGCUUCUCUCUGCACGUUAUUCCCCGCGUCGCCCGAGCUCAUCCACUACCUCUGCUCGAUCCCUAACUCACCGAUCUCUUUAACCGGAGACCUGUACGUCAUUCCUUCUCCGGUCGCCUCAAGGGCUUUCAUCGAGUCUGGCGCGAUUGCAAACUUCUUCAACGCUCUUUUGAGGCCGCCGUCACAGCAGUUUGUGACCGGUUUUUGUGAUACUAAUUCAGUUGGAUUACGCUUAAAGAAGCGGAAAUGGCUAGUUUCGGACUACGAAUUCGUACCUUCAGCGAAAAGAAGAUUGAUUUUGAAUACCGAAGAUGCGAAAGAAGAGAAUCGAUCCCCAUUACAACUAGAAUAUGCUUCUCCAAAGGUAUCUUUUCAUUUUCAGGUGACUGACUACGUAAGCCGGAGCAUAAAUACUAUACCGUGUAGUAUGUUAAAGAUGGCAACUGAGUUUAAUUUUGCAAACCAUUUGUCCUGCAUAUCAAAUGCAAGACAAAGAAGUUGUCAACUGACGGAGAUUAGACUUUUAGAGGGUGAAAGUGAUACUACUGUAUCUAUGAAAAGUAAGGGUAAUGAAGAAGCAAUGGAAUUUAAACCUAGCCUAGAGCUAGUUUUGCCGACAAGCAUUUUGGAUAAUCUAACAGUAAGUGGGGGAACUGUUGAAGAUGGGGAUACUGUUGGAAUUAGAACAAAUUGCGUAGCCACAUUGUGCCCGGAUGAUAUUGAAGAGAUAAAUAUGCCAAUGAUGGAGGUUGGAAAUGCUAAUGAGAGUUUUAUAGCUUCAAAUAUUGAAAUCAAUGAGAAGGAAGGAACUAUGGGAGGUCAGGAGGAAGCAAGAUCAGUGGCUUCUGGGAGUAUUUUUGGAGAAACAGAGAAUGUAUGCCUACAACUUCAUACUAUACCUUUGAAUGUGCCAUGUGGAAGUGGCGGAACGAAAAAUGUAGAUUUUGAAGAUAUGAUGCCAUCCUUUGAUAAAGAGCAUAUAUAUAUGGAAAGUUGUGAUUUACUUCCUAAGGUCCUUUCUCAGAAGAGGUUAUCAAAGCAUGAAAAGGCUACCGAAGGGAUAUCCCCAAGACAGAAUCAUCUUUGCAAAUCUGUAGAGCAUGGCAAGGCUAUUGAUGUCCAGAAAGAGAAGCACCAAAUUAAAAGAGAUUGCAAAGUAAUUGACAAGAGGCGGAAAUUAGGGCAGAAUAUUGAAAAAAAGAGAAGCUCUAACGUUGCUUCCCCAAAGGACCAGAUGGAAGAAAAGAUACUUCCAAACUUUGAAACUUAUGUUGCAGAAGAGGAAGAAGGCUCAGGCGGUUAUGGCACUGUUUACCGGGCAAGAAGUAAGAAAGAUGGAACUACUGUUGCCAUCAAGUGCCCUCAUGUUAAUGCUCACAAGCAUCAUGUUGACAAUGAGCUGAGGAUGCUGGAGCGAUUUGGGGGUAAAAGUUUUGUCAUUAAAUAUGAAGGUUCUGUCAAGAAUGGAGAUUCUGAUUGCUUUGUCUUAGAGCAUGUUGAACAUGAUAGACCUGAGGUGUUGAAGAAUGAAAUAAACAUUUUUCAACUUCAGUGGUAUGGCUAUUGUAUGUUCAGAGCACUAUCAAGUCUUCAUAAACAGGGAGUAAUCCAUAGGGAUGUCAAACCUGGAAACUUCCUCUUCUCUCGCAAGGCCAGUAAAGGUUACCUGAUCGAUUUCAACCUUGCAAUGGACUUGCAUCAGAAAUAUGGAAAUACUGGAAAAUCAAAGGUAGGGUGUAAUGCCCAUACCGAUCAAGUCAAACUUCCCAACACAAGUUCUGCUCUAACCAAAGAUAGGAAGUUACCAAAUACUAAAUCUUCAGAAACAGCUCGCCUCAAGACAACAAAUGAUUACAAGUCAACCUUAGGCAUGAAGAACAUAAGAAGAAAGGCUUUGACCCAAACUAAAACUCGUAAUAAUGAUUUGGGUGGCUGGAAUGUUAGCAAAAGUCAAGGUGCAGAUGGCUCUGGCAUUACUUCAGCUGAUAGAUUGAGGGAACCUUUGCCAUGCCAAGGUAGGAAGGAGCUCAUCAACCUGGCUCAGGAAGCAAGGCAAAGUAUAAAUCAUGAAUCAUCUACUGUACUAUCUCCUAUGAGAAAGAGAAUCGCUGCUCCUCCUCAAAAUGUGGAUAAAACGCUUGUUUAUCUUAAUCCAAUGCCUCUGGUUUCAACAGGGAUUGGUGCUGGGAGUUCUCACUUGAUGAACAGAGGGAAUCGGAAAAUCAAGAAAGAAGGUCAUUGUGUUGGAACCAAAGGCUUCCGUGCUCCAGAGGUUUUGUUGAGAUCUCCCUAUCAAUGCCCCAAGAUCGAUAUAUGGUCAGCUGGGGUCACCAUACUCUACCUCAUGGUUGGAAGAACGCCAUUUUUUGGAGAUCCGGAACAAAACAUGAAGGACAUAGCAAAGUUAAGAGGCAGUGAAGAUCUAUGGGAAGUCGCCAAGCUACAUAACCGUGAACCUUCAUUUCCAGAGGACUUGUAUAAAUUGGAGUCAUUGCCAUCUAUCAAACUUGAGGAUUGGUGUGAAAUGAGUUCAAAGAGACCAAAUUUCUUGAAGGAUAUUCCAAAAUCACUAUUUGAUCUUGUGGACAAAUGCUUGACAGUCAAUCCUAGACUCAGAAUAUCUGCAGAAGAAGCUCUUAAACAUGAAUUUUUUGAUCCAUGUCAUGAAGCCCUGAGAAAGUUGAGGCUGCAAAGACAGGACUCGGAAAGCAGUUCCUCUUCACGUGGUAAAAGCGUUCUCAAACCCAUUAAGAUUUCUCAAGUAAAAGCCUGAAAAUCCUUCAAAAGAUACUUGGUAAGUUAAAGGUAACCGCAUUUUUUGUUUUGUUUAAGAUCAUGGCAAUUUCCACAAUGCUUUUGGUCAAAUUGUAAAUUCUUUUUGGUCGACAAUUGUGCAUAUGUUCAAAAAUCGAGUUCAAGUGUUUUGUUUAUUUAAUAUAAUGUAAUGUAAACAUAUUCAAUACUUCGGUGAUGAGCCAUCAUCUUAACUUUUGUUUCAAACUCGAACCUUCUUGACUUGCGAUUGCGAGGCAAAUGCCAAAUGUGGCCUGUUUCUAAGAACUUGCGGUUAGUAAAAAGCUAGAAUUGCUCAGAAACAA